UGAACGCGACCAAUGUUCAUUCUUGAUCAUCAUCGAUCUUCCUCGAUUAUCUUUGGUGAUGAGACUGGUGAGACCGGUAAACUAAUUUGAUAACAUGUAAUAACAUUGACAAGUGUUCGAAGUGAGUGUGGCUGAUCACGAUCGAGACGAUAACGUUAUUGCCACAACGAGAAAUAAAGAGUCAGAAACAGCCGGAAUUCUUGAUGCAGAUGCAUCGCGCGCUUUAUAUAAGCCUGAGCUCCAAGAACAUAGAAGAGCAAUCCAUCUAGCGAUCACGAACAAUACACAGAAAAUAAAAAAUAGAACACAACUAUAAGGGACAAAUUUUUUUGAUCGCAAUGGUGCGAGCAUGUUGUGUUCCAGAAUGUUCUUCGGGAAAAAACAUUCCAUCUCAUAUGUUCCCAAAGGAUGCUCAACGCCACAAGAAAUGGUUUGAAAAAUUGAACAUGAAACCAAUAGAGAAUGAAAAUGAAAUUAAAAAGUUAAGAAUUUGCUAUAAGCAUUUUUCUGAUGAAGAUUACAGUGGUUCUUCAUCAAGAAGAGUUUUAUUACAUGCUGCAAUUCCAUCUCUAAAUAUACCGCACAUAGUUUAUAUGAAUGUCAAACAUAGUGAACAACAUACUAAUGAUGAACAGCAGACAUUACACAACUGUAUAAUGCAACAAGAGAGCAAUCGAAAAGUAUUAGCCCAACAUAGUAUGCAAUUGCAAAAGCAAGAAGAAAUAUUAAUGGAGCAGCAAGAAACAAUAAUGCGACAACAAAAUGACAUCGAAAAUAUUAAGAACACAUUGGCUAUGUCAAAUCCAAGACAUAUUCUCGGUAGAAUUACUCGUAAAAAUUUAUUAAGUCCCACUGUUAAGAGACUUUACUCAAACAUUGUUGAAAUGAAGCGAGACAAAAGACAACUAAUGAAACUUGUUGACAAAGCCACAGUAAAAAGUACAACACGUAAAAGAAAUGCUAACAGCAUAGAUAAGGCAAAAUUUUAUUGA
This is a messenger RNA of Trachymyrmex cornetzi, 992 nucleotides long. RefSeq lists its product as uncharacterized. Gene Ontology annotation, molecular function: sequence-specific DNA binding. Bases 339 to 992 code for a protein of 217 amino acids. The record is from RefSeq and is a predicted model, not a curated record. Lineage: Eukaryota; Metazoa; Arthropoda; Insecta; Hymenoptera; Formicidae. The transcript has 3 exons.